CAGCCAUUUGCAUUGACAGAAGAUGGAAGUGUUUCAGGAACUGCACAAGCCAUCGGUAAGCCUGGAGUGUGACCACUGUGGCUUCAGAGGCACUGAUUAUGAGACAGUGCAGCUCCACAUGGGCUCCAUUCAUCCUGAGUUUUGUGAUGAUAUGGAUGCUGGAGGACUAGGCAAGAUGAUAUUUUAUCAGAAGAGUGCAAAGCUCUUCCACUGCCAUAAGUGCUUUUUCACUAGCAAGAUGUACUCCAAUGUGUACUAUCACAUCACAGCCAAACACGCGGCCUCAGAGAAGUGGCGUGACAAGACAAAGGAGCAGCUGAGCAAAGAGACCGAGUCUGUGAAGAGCCCCGCCCUUCCUGAACAUCAGAGCCCGGCCCUUGACUCAGCAGAAGUGAGGCCCACUCCGACCCUCCCCAUAGAAACUCAGAAAAUUGGUCCGAGUUUGUCUCCAGAAUCACAGAAAUCUGGUCCUCCUGCUCUGGAGCCUCAGGACUCUGGCCCUGUUGUUUCUCCUGAGCUACAGGCCCCUUGUCUUCCUGCUGAGGCCUCAAAAACUGCUCCUGUUUCUUCCCCUGAAUGUCUAGACCCAGCCAGCGUGGUUUCUGAGGUACCGAAACCUGCCCCUGCUUCCCCUGAGUCUGUCAAGUCUGCUCUUGUUAGCUCCAAACCCCAGAAGCACUCUCCCUUUGCAGACACAGGAGCUCCCCCUUCCGCCUUGUCUCCAGAGUCCCCAGUUCUGACCACAUCCCCUGAGCCUUGGGGGCCAUCCCUGACUGCAUCUCCAGAGUCUCGGAAGCCAGCACGGACUGCCUCUCCUGAGCCAAGGAAGCCGUCCCCCUCCGAGUCUCCCGAACUUUGGAAGGCAUUCCCUGCCCUCACUUCAGAGCCACGGAGACCAACCCCAGCAGUAUCACCAGGGGCCUGGAAGCCAGGGCCGCCUGGCUCUCCUCGGCCUUGGAAAUCCAGUCCUUCAGCAACAUCAGGACCUUGGAAGUCAUCGAAACCUGCUCCAUCUAUGUCGCCUGGGCCUUGGAAGCCAAUACCGUCUGUAUCGCCUGGGCCUUGGAAGCCAGCUCCUUCUGUGUCCACUGCAUCUUGGAAGUCUUCAGUCUCCUCUGGUUCCUGGAAAACGCCGCCCACAUCUCCAGAGUCAUGGAAGUCUGGUCCCCCUGAGCUCCGGAAGACAGCUCUAGCUUUGUCGCCUGAACACUGGAAGGCUGUGCCCCCGGUGUCUCCGGAGCUACGCAGACCAGGCCCACCACUCUCCCCUGAGAUCCGAAGUCCAGCAGGAUCUCCGGAGCUCAGGAAGCCUUCAGGGUCACCAGACCUUUGGAAGCUUUCUCCUGACCAGCGGAAAAGUUCUCCUGCUUCACUUGAUUUCUCCGAGUCCCAGAAAAGUUCUCGCGUUUCCCCUGACCUCUGGAAGUCCUCCUUCAUUACAGAGUCUCAGAAGCCUAGCGUCUUCCCUGAGACACGGAAACAUGCUUCUUCUGGCUCAUCGGAGCCCCCAAAGGUGGCCUCAGACAUUUGGAAGCCUGUCCUCUCUAUUGAUGCCGAGCCUAGGAAGUCCACACUGUUUCCUGAGCCCACCAAAACAGUCCUUCCUGCUUCUCCUGAGCCACGGAAACGUGCACUUUUCCCGGAGUCCCGGAAGCAUGUACUUUUCCCUGAGCUUCCCAAAUCUGCUGUGUUCUCCGAUGCUCAGAAGGCCACUGAGCUUAGUGAUGAGCUACAGCUGGAAGCUGUAGAUGAUGCAAAAUGUGGUAGUCUGGUCCAGGAAGGGCUUCUGGCUACGCCUAAGAAACUGUUAGAGGAUGCUUUAUUUCCUGCUUCCAAGAAGCUCAAGAAAGACAGCCAAGAGAACUCGGAUGCUGAGCUCAGUAGCAGUGAGUACAUCAGAACAGAUUUAGACAACAUAGACAUCAAGGGCCAGGAGUCAAGCAGCGACCAAGAACAGGUGGAUGUAGAAUCUAUUGAUUUUGGCAAAGAGAACAAAAUGGAGAUGAGUAGUCCAGAGCAGUCCAAAAAUGUGCUUCAGUUCACUGAAGAGAAGGAGGCAUUCAUUUCUGAGGAGGAGAUCGCAAAGUACAUGAAGCGUGGAAAAGGGAAAUAUUAUUGCAAAAUCUGCUGCUGUCGUGCCAUGAAGAAGGGUGCUGUUUUGCACCACUUGGUUAAUAAGCACAAUGUCCAUAGCCCGUACAAGUGCACAAUCUGUGGGAAAGCAUUUCUUUUGGAGUCGCUCCUUAAAAAUCAUGUAGCAGCCCAUGGGCAAAGUUUACUUAAGUGUCCACGCUGUAAUUUUGAAUCAAAUUUCCCAAGAGGCUUUAAGAAACAUUUAACUCAUUGUCAAAGCCGGCACAAUGAAGAGGCAAACAAGAAGCUGAUGGAAGCUCUUGAGUCGCCAUUGGAAGAGCCACAGAUGUGAUUCCAGACAAUACUUGCUCUGCAGUGUUUGCCAAACUUGUACUUGAUGAGUAGCCUGUGGACUGUGUAUGUGUGCUGUAUCCUGUCCGUCUGGAUAGUGUUACACAGAAUAAGCACUUGGUUACUGCUUUUUCCAUAGGAUCUCGUUGAUGUGGCUGGCUGUUUUAUAAGUCAAUACAUUUCUGUUACGUAUUCCAGAUGGAUAUAACUCGUUAUCCUUAAGCUUAUUUUAGUCAUAAGGAGUGGGGGAAGAUAGGCAGGUUCAUUUAGUAAACAAGCAAGUUUAAACCUAACUAAAACCUUUCUUCCCCUUUCUCUGUGUGUGUGUGUGUGUGUGUGUGUGUGUGUGUGUGUGUGUACAGUUGAUCUCAGAUCAUAACAGUUAGGUAGAGGGUUCUGCUAGAGCACUUGCCUAGCAUGUUUUCCAUACUGACUGUCCCAGGGCUCAAUCCCCAGUACCUUUAAAAAAAAAAAAAAAAAAGGACUGUUUGAAAAUUGAGCAUGAAAAGGAAACCUGAGAAAAAUUUUGUUAACCUUAAAUGUACUUUUAAAUUAUGUUUUAUAUUCUUUUUCUUCAUGUAAAAUGAGUUCAAGAAUCUUUAAUACUUUUCUCGAUGUUCAUUAACUUUUAUGUUGUAGGGAGCUGGAGUCUUAGGGGUCACUGGUUUUCUGCUGACAGGACAUUUGAGUAGAUAUUUAAAGCAGUUUUGAUAUUUUCUGCAAAGACUGAGAGGGCCAUGUGAUUGAGGCCAUGCUUGCUUGUCUGUAGUUAUUUCCAAUGGAGUCUUCCCCUCACUUUCCUGCCAGCUCACAUUAACAGAUGAUCUUGAAUUGCCAAACCGUGAUAGAGUUUGCACCUCCUACCCCGGGCCUCCUGUGCUCCCUGCUGGGGCUCAAGACCAGGGUAACAGGAGUUGCUGAAAGUCUUCCAGAUUCCCAGUUAAAAAUGAAUGAAUGGAGCUAGUGAGGCAGCGCACACUAGCCUGUCACCUGAGAGGCUGAGGUGGAGGGGUCACUUGAGCCCAGCCUGGGCAGUACAGUGAAAGCCUGCUCAGAAAGCAUUCCUGUCGAAACAUUGUGAUUUUGUUUCACAGUUUUGUCAUUGUAAAUACCUUGUUUCUCUUCAUGAAUUAUUAUUCUAACACAUUUUGUUAAAUGUGUAUCAACCAAAUUAAAAAGGCUUUCAUGUUAAUAUCUUCA
Molecule: messenger RNA, 3624 nt
Organism: Peromyscus leucopus (white-footed mouse)
Lineage: Eukaryota; Metazoa; Chordata; Mammalia; Rodentia; Cricetidae
Gene: Champ1
Product: chromosome alignment maintaining phosphoprotein 1
Exons: 1
Coding region: 23-2425 (800 amino acids)
Biological process (GO): protein localization to microtubule; attachment of mitotic spindle microtubules to kinetochore; protein localization to kinetochore
Cellular component (GO): nucleoplasm; spindle
Source: RefSeq, a predicted model, not a curated record